UCUUCUCAUUUUUGCUUAUACGCUUUCCAUUCUUCAAAGUCUCAUUAUUACUAUUAGAGCCUCCGAGAAGUUCCAAUCUUUUUCGGCUCUUUUCUCCACCGCACUGAAACCCCAUAUUCGUUCGAUCCGGUAGAAGUUUCUGUUCCUCUUUGGUGUGUGAAUCUUCCCAAAAGGCAAAAAAUGGAUAACUCAAAAAACAGGCAUAAUGACAAUUUGGGUGUGAACAAAAUGGGAAAAAACAUUAGGAAGAGCCCAUUACACCAGCCCAAUUAUGGCAACAACAACAACAUUAAUGUGGGUAGACAGCAACAACAGCCUCAGCCUCAGGUUUACAACAUAAGCAAGAAUGAGUUCAGGGAUAUUGUUCAGAAGCUUACAGGGUCACCCUCUCAGGACCCUCAAUCCAAACCUCCUCAGAACAACAAUUCCCCAAAACCUCAAAGCAUGAGGUUGCAGAAAAUUAGGCCUCCUCCUUUGCCACAUGUGAGGCCUCCAUUGCCUGUUCCUUACAAUAACACCACCUUGCCAGCAGCUAGACCUGCUCAGUUUAGACAACAACCAUCACCAAACCCUUUGCCACAAGUUAAUAGUAUAGCUGAGUCACCAAUCUCUGCCUACAUGAGAUACCUUGAACAUUCCAUUACAGAUCCAGCUUCAAGGGGUGCCCAAUUUCAACACCAUCCGGCUUCUUCUGCUUUGCUUCCUAACCCUCCUAUGUUGCCUUUGAAUGGCACAAGUCCUCCUCCUCCUGUGCCUGAUGUUCCUUCCCCACAACCAAAUGGACCUCCUAUUUUUCCUUUACCUUCUCCAAUCUCUCAGUUUCUCUUGCCUUCACCAAAUGGCUACAUGAAUUUCCUCUCCCCUCAGCCUGGUUAUCCACCUCUAUUGUCCCCUGGCAUUCAGUUUCCAUAUCCUCUUACUCCCAAUUUCCCUUUCUCACCCUUGGCACAGUCAGGGAUUUUAGGCCCCGGGCCACAGCCUCCACUUUCUCCAGGGCUGUUUCCUUUGUCUCCUUCAGGCUUUUUCCCCAUCACAAGUCCUAGGUGGUGAGCUCAUCAAUAAAUAGCCUUCUCAUUUUUAACCUCAUGCUUCAUUGGAGAUGAUGCUCCCUUCUAAGUUCUAACUGAACUGAUCUUUGUUCUCACCAAAGCUUUGUUCAUUUGGCAUGUAAAGUACAAGCAAGUUGUAAUUGUAAGGUGUAUUUUUGGCUGCUCAUUGCCUUCUUUUCUUUAUUUUUAUUUUUUGUUUGCUGAUGACCAUAAUGGCUGCAAUCCUUUUACUUUAACAAGUUUUAUAAUUAGGCGUUAUAUUGAGGAUCAGGAACUCAAUUGGAUGGUUGGACAGGAGCUGUAAGAUGGAAGAAUGGGGUGUAACAUGAAAGGAAGUAGGUUUACAGAAAAUAUUUGUUAUGUAGAGUAGGUCAUGUUCUUUUGUAAUAUAAUGGAUUGCAUGUUAAAAUGCAUAGUUAGUCUCAUGUUAUCUUUACUAUGUAAGAUAUUUUAAGUACCAAUCUUAUACUUGUUUCCAAGUGAUUUGCAAUUUUUAAAGAUAUCUGCUUCUUCAGCAUU
This is a messenger RNA of Glycine soja, 1568 nucleotides long. Its product is annotated as protein HAIKU1-like. The coding region runs from base 181 to 1050 and encodes 289 amino acids. The transcript is spliced from 2 exons. The record is from RefSeq and is a predicted model, not a curated record. NCBI's taxonomy places the organism in Eukaryota, Viridiplantae, Streptophyta, Magnoliopsida, Fabales, Fabaceae.